Messenger RNA from Synchiropus splendidus (mandarinfish), 2043 nucleotides. RefSeq names its product chemokine (C-C motif) ligand 44 (gene ccl44). NCBI's taxonomy places the organism in Eukaryota, Metazoa, Chordata, Actinopteri, Syngnathiformes, Callionymidae. Gene Ontology annotation, cellular component: extracellular region. The transcript is spliced from 5 exons. The record is from RefSeq and is a predicted model, not a curated record. Gene Ontology annotation, biological process: monocyte chemotaxis; positive regulation of ERK1 and ERK2 cascade; chemokine-mediated signaling pathway. The coding region runs from base 93 to 473 and encodes 126 amino acids. Gene Ontology annotation, molecular function: CCR chemokine receptor binding; chemokine activity.
GGGAGGGAGUCAUAUAAGAGAGCCAGCCAUAGAGGGAGAGGUGACAGAGUAGAUCAUCCUCUUCUCCUCUCCUCCUCUCUGCCAGCCUCAUCAUGUUCAUGCCGCAGAUGUUGACUGUUUUCUCUCUGACUGUUAUCCUGCUAGCAUCUGUGGAAGGGAAGGGUGUGCAGAUGCAGAGGGACGUUCAGUGCUGCAUGUUAUACUCCCAGGGCAAGGUGCGUACCAAGGAUGUGCUGCGGUUUGAGGUGCAGACGGAGGGACCGGACUGCAGUAUACAAGCCAUCAUUCUCUACACAAAAAAGGCGGUGAAAUGCGCUGAUCCCAGAGACAGGAAGGUGAAGCGGCUGCUGAGGAAGCUGCUACAGAGGCAGAGAACCAAGGCCCACCGGACCAUGUUUUUCCUUCCUCACGACAACCUGCCCGUCAUGUCAGAGGACAAGAAGGACAACUGGGCCACCCUGAGCGUGGAGUGACCGAAACCCGAGUACAGAUGGAAACCUAUAGUCUCAAGCCAAGUAAACUCUUAGCAACUCCUAUUACAGUUGAGUUGUCUCCAGUCGUCUCGUGUGUCUCUCUACGCCAUCUCCACAUCGGGGAUCACACCAGGGCAGCAAUACACAUCUAACUGUCAAGUAGAAGCAACAUUCCUUAACAUGAAGCCAGUCCAAGCAGAGGAGUACUAACCUGUAACAAUAGUGAUUUAUUGCCGAUGACGCGUACUGUUAUUUUUCUUCCACGAAAUCAUGCUGAAGUCCGUGGAAAUGUUGCGACAGAGCAGCGGUGUUGAUGUUGUGAUACUUCCUGCUUGUGUGUUUGUUCAUGUGCCAUGACACAGCUCGGUCACUAGAUCUGGUUCACCGCAGUAGUUCUCUGUACGUGGAAACACUCUGCUCGCUUUCAAACUAGCCUGGUCUCCGUUUGGAUUUCUCACUCUUUUUCAGGGUUUGACCUUUCUGUUUGACUGUUAGCAGAAAUCAAACUGGGGCCGGCGCGUGCAUGUUGAAUUCAGUAAACUGCUCCUAUCGUCAUCCCUAUUGAUGACAUCGUAACCCAAACGCUGACACUCAACUUUUGAAACUCUUCAAUGGUUCCCUCUCUUAUUAAAGCCUCCGACUAGAUGGAAUCCUUACACUUUGUUGUCAACGCUUGUUGUCUUUUCGUGUUACGCAUCUCAUCGUAGAAUCAAAUGAGGGGGACUUAAGCAUGGCGCUCAACAAUGAAACUAUUUGCAGCUCAGAUUAAAAUCUAAUGUGAAUUGUGUCAACAGAAUACACAAGUCAGAAGGAAGGGAAGGAAUAAAAUGUGAUCCUGCUGGAGUCUGUCACAUCAAAGCCAUCGCUCCUUAAAUGAGAAGACUCGGUUAUCCUUGGAUUUGACCUUUGACUCUGUUCUGUAUUUAACCUCAACCCUUCCUUUAAAAGCAAAAAAAACAAGAAACAUUGAACAUCCUGUAUUUCACUAAAUGAAGAGUCUUAAGAUAAAGAGUCGUCCAGUCAAUAAUUCUUAUAAUAAUGUGCCAUUCUGCGUUUUUGAACUUGCAUAAAUGGAAAAAAAAACUUUCAUCGGUGAUAUUUCUGCUCCCUUCCAACUCACAUCAGCACAAGUUUCCAUAAAAAUAUACAAAAUGUCAUGACUAACUCUUUGACGUAAAUGACAAAUUCAGAUAAUUAUGUAGAAGCGUCUCAUGAAGCAUCGGAGGAACAAGCUAGCAACGAAUCCAACAGUGUUUCGGCCUUUGGUGGAUGGUUCAGACAAGUGAGACUUGAAGAGGUUUUUAAGUCGUGAAGGCACUUGUCAUCCGUCUUUUGUGAUACAGCUCGAGCUGUUGGAGAAUAGAAAAGAAACCCUUUCUUGUUCAGUUUUGUCUUUUCCACGGUUCGUCUCUUAACUAUGCCAAAGUACCCAUGAUCCCACUCACCACACGACGAGGCUGUCAAAACUGAGAGGGCUGUAUUGUGUGGGAAUCACGCAAGCAUUGUAGAAGACUGCACUGUACGAUCAGACACACCAUGUCAAGUCACUAUUUUGUAAUUAAAUCUCCAA